Messenger RNA from Pelecanus crispus (Dalmatian pelican), 2289 nucleotides. The record is from RefSeq and is a predicted model, not a curated record. NCBI's taxonomy places the organism in Eukaryota, Metazoa, Chordata, Aves, Pelecaniformes, Pelecanidae.
GGAUUCCUGAAGAAUGAAAAAGAUAAUGCAUUGCUAUCAGCUAUUGAAGAGUCUAGGAAGAGGACAUUUGCUAUGGCUGAGGAGUAUCACCGAGAAUCAAUGCUGGUUGAAUGGGAACAGGUGAAACAAAGGAUUCUGCAUACUCUGCUUGCAUCAGGGGAAGAUGCUCUUGAUUUCACCCAGGAAAAUGAGCCUAGCUACGUUGGUGAGUUGGGCCCUCCAGGUCGCAGCUCGUUGGACAAUGUGGAGAUGGCGUAUGCUCGGCAGAUUUAUGUUUAUAAUGAGAAGAUAGUGAAUGGACAUCUGCAGCCUAACCUGGUGGACCUUUGUGCUGCUGUUGCAGAACUGGAUGAUAAGAACAUCUCUGAGAUGUGGGCCAUGGUGAAACAAAUGACUGAUGUCACUCUGGUUCCUGCUAGCGAUGCCUUGAAAGUCCGGACCAACAUGGAGGUGCUUAUGGAGUUCGUGAGGCAGGCUCUGCACUACCUAGAACAAAGUUACAAAAAUUACACCUUUGUGACAGUCUUUGGAAACUUGCACCAGGCUCAGCUGGGUGGAGUCCCAGGGACCUACCAACUAGUCCGCAGCUUCUUGAACAUCAAACUCCCUGCGCCUGUCCCUGGUCUCCAGGAUGGUGAGGUGGAAGGCCAUCCUGUCUGGGCACUGAUUUACUACUGCAUGCGCUGUGGAGAUUUGACUGCAGCCAUGCAUGUGGUGAAACGGGCACAGCACCAGCUGGGAGAGUUUAAAACCUGGUUCCAGGAGUACAUGCACAGUAAAGAUAAAAGACUGUCUCCUGCCACAGAAAAUAAACUGCGUCUUCAUUACAGACGAGCUCUGAGAAAUAAUACUGACCCGUACAAAAGGGCUGUUUAUUGCAUUAUUGGCCGUUGUGACAUUACAGAUAACCAGAGUGAAGUUGCUGAUAAAACAGAAGAUUAUCUUUGGCUGAAACUGAACCAAGUGUGUUUUGAUGACAAUGGUGCAAGUUCUCCACAAGACCGACUAACUUUAUCACAGUUCCAGAAGCAGCUGCUAGAAGACUAUGGUGAAUCACAUUUUGCAAUGAGCCAGCAGCCUUUCCUCUACUUCCAAGUGUUGUUCUUGACAGCGCAGUUCGAAGCUGCAAUUGCUUUUCUCUUCCGGACAGAGCGCUUGCGUUGUCAUGCUGUUCAUGUUGCAUUGGUCCUGUUUGAGUUAAAACUGCUCCUGAAAUCUUCUGGGCAGAGUGCACAGCUAUUAAGCCAUGAAGCUGGUGACCCUCCUGGUGUCAGGCGUCUGAAUUUUGUGCGGCUUUUGAUGCUUUACACCCGUAAAUUUGAAUCAACAGAUCCAAGGGAAGCUCUGCAGUAUUUUUACUUUCUCAGGAAUGAGAAGGACAGCCAAGGAGAGAAUAUGUUCUUGCGUUGCGUUAGUGAACUAGUAAUUGAAAGCAGAGAGUUUGAUAUGAUUCUUGGAAAGCUGGAAAACGAUGGUAGUAGGAAGCCUGGAGUGAUAGACAAGUUUACAAGUGACACAAAACCCAUUAUUAACAAAGUGGCUUCUGCAGCAGAAAAUAAAGGAUUGUUUGAAGAAGCUGCAAAACUUUAUGACCUUGCGAAGAACCCUGACAAAGUUUUAGAACUGAUGAACAAGCUCCUCAGUCCUGUCGUUCCCCAGAUCGGCACUCCCCAGUCGAACAAAGAGCGAAUAAAAAUAAACCAAGCACACUCAAUUUCUUUCAGGUACAAAGCUCAGGGGAUAAGUGCAAAGAAAUCCGUUGACUCCACGUUCUACCUUCUGCUAGACUUAAUCACGUUUUUUGAUGAAUAUCACGCUGGUCACAUUGACAGGGCCUUUGAUAUUAUUGAACGCCUAAAGCUUGUACCUCUUAGCCAAGAUUGUGUAGAGGAGAGAGUUGCUGCCUUCCGGAAUUUCAGCGAUGAAAUCAGGCACAAUUUAUCUGAGGUCCUGCUUGCAACCAUGAAUAUUUUAUUCACCCAAUAUAAGAGGAUGAAAGGCACAAGCCCAGCCACUCCUGCCAGACCCCAGAGGGUAAUGGAAGACAGAGAUUCGCAACUUCGAUCUCAAGCUCGUGCACUGAUAACGUUUGCUGGAAUGAUCCCUUACAGAACAUCGGGAGACACGAAUGCAAGACUGGUUCAAAUGGAGGUCCUUAUGAAUUAGCAGAGAAGCUUUCGCUUAGGGUUGUAGCAACCUGUGCCUGUCUUUAGUAUGUUCAGAGGGUGGGACCAGUAUUGUUUUGUAUUCUGUAUUUUUGUUGAUGGAAAUAAAUUUCUUUGAUUUCUA